Molecule: messenger RNA, 4253 nt
Organism: Carcharodon carcharias (great white shark)
Lineage: Eukaryota; Metazoa; Chordata; Chondrichthyes; Lamniformes; Lamnidae
Product: zinc finger protein 850-like
Exons: 4
Coding region: 473-3349 (958 amino acids)
Biological process (GO): regulation of transcription by RNA polymerase II
Molecular function (GO): RNA polymerase II cis-regulatory region sequence-specific DNA binding; DNA-binding transcription factor activity
Source: RefSeq, a predicted model, not a curated record
CCCAACAUCCUCAUUCACACAAUGAGCUUGUUCGGCUGUUCAUUACCGUCCAGCGAAGUUGCUGCUGAUCCUCCCUCCCUGAAUGAAGAUUCAGCUUGACACAAAAUAAAACUUCCUCUUCUGUCCAACAUCUAUAUGAGAAGAGGAGGAUUUGGAGACAGAAAUCUCAAAAAAGUCAUGUCAAGAUUUGAGAGAGUUGCUUGAUUCAUGGGAGUUGAAUAUCAUCGACCUUUGAAUCUAGGAGAUAUGGUUCUUUGAUUCUAAAUAUCAGUUUAACUGAGACAGCACCAAGACACAAGCACACCUGAAUGAGAGAGUUCCAGUGUACUGACUGUGGAAGAGCUUUCACCAGUUACACAGCCUGAAAUAUCAUUGCACCAUUCACAGCUGGGAGAGACCAUAUACGUGUUAUGUGUGUGGACGAGGCUCCAAUUGAUCAUUGAACCAGGAGAGACACAAGGACCCCUGCACCAUGGGGAAACCGUGGAAUUGUGGGGACUGUGGGAAGGGAUUCCGGUUCCCAUCUGAGUUGGAAACUCAUCAACGCAUUCAUACUGGGGAGAGGCCGUUCACCUGCUCCGUGUGUGGGAAGGGAUUCACUAGAUCAUCCACCCUGCAGACACACCAGCAAGUUCAUGCUGUGGAGAGCCCAUUCACCUGCUCUGAGUGUGGGAAGGGAUUCAGUGUUCCAUCCCAUCUGCUGACACACCAGCGAGUUCACACCAGGGUGAUGCCAUUCACAUGCCCUGAGUGUGGGAAAGGAUUCACUCGGUCAUCCAACCUGUUGACGCACCAGCGAGUUCACACUGGGGAGAGGCCGUUUACAUGCCGUGUGUGUGGGAAGGGAUUCUCUCAAUCACCCAAUCUGUUGGCACACCAGCGAGUUCACACUGGGGAGAGACCUUUCACCUGCUCUGACUGUGGGAAGGGAUUUAUUGAUUCCUCCCACCUACUGCUACACCAGCGAGUUCACACUGGGGAGAGGCCGUUCACCUGCCCCGAGUGUGGGAAGGGAUUCACUCGGUCAUCCAACCUGCUGACACACCAGCGAGUUCACACUGGGGAGAGGCCGCUCACUUGCUCUGAGUGUGGGAAGGGAUUCAGUGAUUCAUCCACCUUGCUUAUACACCAGCGAGUUCACACCGGGGAGAGGCCAUUUAUCUGCUCUGAGUGUGGGAAGGGAUUCAGUGUAUCAUCCCAUCUGCGGAGACACCAGCGAGUUCAUACAGGAGAGAGGCCGUUCAUCUGCCCUGAGUGUGGGAAGGGAUUCACAGUGUUAUACAACCUCCUGACACACCAGCGAGUUCACACUGGGGAGAGACCAUUCACCUGCUCUGUGUGUGGGAAGGGAUUCUGUGAUUCAUCCACCUUGCUGAGACACCAGCGAGUUCACACUGGGGAGAGGCCGUUCACCUGUUCUGAGUGUGGGACGGGAUUCAGUAUGUUAUCUCAUCUGCAGAGACACCAGCGAGGUCACACCGGGGAGAGGCCAUUCACCUGUUCUGAGUGUGGGAAGGGAUUCACACAGUUAUACAACCUGAUGACACACAAGCGAGUUCACACUGGGGAGAGGCCAUUCGCCUGUUCUGAGUGUGGGAAGGGAUUUACUCAAUUAUCAAUCCUGCUGAGACACCAGCGAGUUCACAAUGGGGAGAGGCCGUUCACCUGCUCCGUGUGUGGGAAGGGAUUCACUACAUCUUCCACUCUGCAGACACACCAGCAAGUUCAUGCUGUGGAGAGCCCAUUCACCUGCUCUGAGUGUGGGAAGGGAUUCAGUGUUUCAUCCCAUCUGCUGACACACCAGCGAGUUCACACCGGGGAGAGGCCAUUCACAUGUCCUGAGUGUGGGAAGGGAUUCUCUCAGUCAUCCAACCUGUUGACACACCAGCGAGUUCACACUGGGGAGAGGCCGUUCACCUGCUCUGACUGUGGGAAGGGAUUUAUUGAUUCCUCCCACCUGCUGCUACACCAGCGAGUUCACACCGGGGAGAGGCCGUUCACCUGCCCCGAUUGUGGGAAGGGAUUCACUCGGUCAUCCAACCUGCUGACACAUCAGCGAGUUCACACUGGGGAGAGGCCGCUCACUUGCUCUGAGUGUGGGAAGGGUUUCAGUGAUUCAUCCACCUUGCUGACACACCAGCGAGUUCACACUGGGGAGAGGCCAUUCACUUGCUCUGUGUGUGGCAAGGGAUUCACUCAGUCAUCCAACCUGGUGACACACCAGCGAGUUCACACAGGGGAGAGGCCGUUCAUCUGUCCUGAGUGUGGCAAGGGAUUCAUUGUGUCAUCCCAUCUGCGGAGACACCAGCGAGUUCACACUGGGGAGAGGCCGUUCAUCUGUUCUGAGUGUGGGAAGGGAUUCACACAGUUAUACAACCUGGUGACACACAAGCGAGUUCACACUGGGGAGAGGCCAUUCACCUGUUCUGAGUGUGGGAAGGGAUUUACUCAAUUAUCAAUCCUGCUGAGACACCAGCGAUUGGAAACUCAUCGACGUGUUCACACUGGGGACAGGCCAUUCACCUGCUCCGUGUGUGGGAAGGGAUUCACUAGAUCAUCCACCCUGCAGACACACCAACAAGUUCAUGCUGUGGAGAGCCCAUUCACCUGCUCUGAGUGUGGGAAGGGAUUCAGUGUUUCAUCCCAUCUGCUGACACACCAGCGAGUUCACACCAGGGAGAGGCCAUUCACAUGCCCCGAGUGUGGGAAGGGAUUCACUCGGUCAUCCAACCUACUGACACACCAGCGAGUUCACACCGGAGAGAAGCCAUUCAAAUGCCCUGUGUGUGGGAAGGGAUUCUCUCAAUCACCCAACCUGUUGGCACACCAGCGAGUUCACACUGGGGAGAGACCUUUCACCUGCUCUGACUGUGGGAAGGGAUUUAUUGAUUCUUCCCACCUGCUGCUACACCAGCGAGUUCACACCGGGGAGAGGCCGUUCACCUGCCCCGAGUGUGGGAAGGGAUUCACUCGGUCAUCCAACCUGCUGACACACAAGCGAGUUCACACCAGGGAGCGGCCAUUCACCUGCUCUGAGUGUGGGAAAGGAUUCAGUGAUUCGUCUUCCUUACUGACACACCAGCGAGUUCACACCGGGGAGAAGCCGUUCAUCUGCCCUGAGUGUGGGAAGGGAUUCAGUGUGUCAUCCCAUCUGCGGAGCCACCAACGAGUUCACACUGGAGAGAGGCCGUUCACCUGCCCUGAGUGUGGGAAGGGAUUCAGUGUGUCAUCCCAUCUGCGGAGACACCGACGAGUUCACACUGGGGAGAGGCCAUUCACCUGUUCUGAGUGUGGGAAGGGAUUUACUGAAUCAUCAAUCCUGCUGAGACACCAGCGAAUUCACAAAUGAUUACAUGUGAUUAUUGUUGCUCUUAAUCACAUGCAGAACAGAUGCAUGUUCGUUCUGUCAUUUGGUGAAGUGGGAGCGUGAGAGGGUUUCUUUUUGCAGGACUUGCUGGUCUCAUGUCUGCCUCCAGUGGGUUGAUGAAGUUGGAGCCUGGGAGUGCGUGUUUCCACUGAACUGAUGUGCACAGGCUGAAGAAGUACAUUUAAAAAAGCAAAAUGCUACGGAUGCUGGAAAUCUGAAAUAAAAACAGAGAAUGCUGGGAAAACUCAGCAGGUCUGACAGCAUCUGGGGAGAGAGAAACAGAGUUAACGUUUCGAAUCUAAUGACCUUCUUCAGAGCUCACAUUUAUUUUACCCUGGAUAGUAAAUAGUGUUUUUCCCAUCACGACAGGUUGGUCUAAAAUAAAAAUGUUUGUCUUAGUUCUAUUCACUCCACAGUUCUGUUGGCUGAAUUGGUCCAUGUAGAUUUCUGCUCCACCUAGUUUCCACCCACCCCUCCUCUUCUACCUCCAUCAGGAUAUCCUUCUAUUCUGUUCUCCCUUGUGUACGUACCUAGCUUCUCCUUAAGUGGUUUCAUGCUAUUGUUAAGAAAUAGGAACUUACCUUUUGUAAAUAGCCCAGAAAUAGCUGUAACUUGGGAAUUGGAAGGGAGAGAGGAACUCAGGAAAAUUGCAAUCACCAGGUAAGCGGUACUUAGCAAAUUGUUGGAGCUGCAGGCUGAAAAAUCUUUGGUUUCUGAUGCACCUCAUCCUAGGGUCUUAAAAGACGUGGCUGGUGAGAAAGCUGUUGCCUUGGUUUUAGUUUUCCAAAAUUCUCUAGAUUUCAGGAAGGUUCCAUUAGAUUGGAAAAUAGCAAAUGUAACUCCUUUAUUCAAAAAGGGAGGGAGACAGAAAGCAGGAAACUCAGGC